AUGGUAUUUGCCAUUGAGGAAAUCAACAACAGAACUGAUAUUCUUCCUGGAGUUAAGCUUGGGUAUAAAAUCUAUGAUUCAUGUGGAUCAACAGAAAUGACCACAAGAGCCUCACUGUCCUUGAUUAAUGGAAAAAGUACAUCUGCAAUGUCUUGCUCUAAACCUGAUACAGUUCAAGCAAUCAUAGGACAAACAUCAUCCAGCCCCUCAAUUGCCAUAGCUGCUACUGUGGGACCACUGCACAUACCUGUGGUCAGUCACUUUGCAACAUGUGCAUGCCUUAGUGACAAAAAUAAAUACCCAUCUUUCUUCAGAACUGUUCCAAGUGAUUACUACCAGAGCAGGGCUUUGGCUAAGUUGGUCAGGAAUUUUGGCUGGACAUGGGUAGGGGCCCUAUGCAGUGAUAAUGACUAUGGGAACAAUGGCAUUAAUGAAUUCAUCAUUGCAGCCAAAGAAGAGGGAAUCUGUGUUGAGUAUUCCAAAGCAAUCUUUAGAACAGACCCCAGAGAAAAAAUUCUGAAAGUAGUUGAGAUUAUCAAGGCAUCAACCUCCAAAGUGAUUGUAGCAUUUGUUUCAUAUUCUGAUAUUGGGGUUCUUUUUAAAGAGAUAGCUUUACAAAAUGUAACUGGGAUUCAAUGGAUUGGAAGUGAGUCUUGGAUAUCUGAUAUGAAUACAGCCAGUGUUGAAUGGGAGCAUACUUUGAUAGGAGCCCUGGGCUUUGCCAUACCAAAAGCUCAGAUCAAAGGCCUAGGAGAAUUUCUGACCAAGCUUAAUCCAGCAGAUGGUGUAGCUGCUUAUACUGAGUUGUGGGAAACAAUAUUUAACUGCAAAUUUUCCACAGAAGAAAACGUUGAAAUUAAACAAAUGUGCAGCGGCAAUGAAAGUCUCAAUCAGGUUAAAAACCAUUACGCAGAUGUUUCAGAAUUACGACUUGCCCAUAAUGUGUACAAGGCUGUGUAUGCUGUGGCUUAUACCCUGCAUAACAGAUAUAGCUGUUUAAAAAGGGACAGUGGACAAGAGGGUCUUAUUAAAUGUACAAAUAUAACAGAUAACAAACCAUGGCAGGUAGUCAAUGAGCUGAAAAAACUUCACUUCACCACAACGACUGGAGAGGAUGUAUAUUUUGAUGAAAAUGGGGACCCAGCAGCGAGGUAUGAACUGCUGAAUUGGCAACAGGCAAAAGAUGGUAAAAUACUUUUUGUUAAAGUGGGCUUUUAUGAUUCCUCUCUGCAAACAGACUCUAAGCUGUCAUUUAACAACUUUAGUAUAGUCUGGGCCCACAAUAGAUUACAGGUGCCAGUCUCUGUAUGUAGUCCAAGUUGUCCCCCAGGCUCCAGGAAGGCUGUCCAGAAAGGAAAACCAAUCUGCUGUUUUGACUGUAUAGCAUGUGCAGAGGGAGAAAUCAGUAAUAUAACAGAUUCUUUAACAUGUAUCAAGUGCCCACCUGAACUGUGGUCUAAUGACAGGAAAGAUACAUGUGUCUUAAAACUGGUGGAAUUUUUGUCAUUUAAGGAAAUAAUGGGGAUCAUCCUUGUAUCAUUUUCUUUGUUAGGAGUAUCUUUCACAAUCUGCAUCGCUGCUUUUUUUUUUAAACACAGAGACACACCUAUUGUUAGAGCAAAUAAUUCUGAACUGAGCUUCCUGCUGCUCUUUGCACUGACUCUGUGUUUCCUUUGUUCACUUACUUUUAUUGGUCAGCCCUCUAAGUGGUCCUGUAUGCUGCGUCACACAGCAUUUGGAAUCACAUUUGUCCUCUGCAUCUCCUGUGUUUUGGGGAAAACAGUAGUUGUGUUAAUGGCCUUCAGGGCUACACUUCCAGGAAGUAAUGUGAUGAAAUGGUUUGGGCCUCUACAGCAGAGAUUCAGCGUUCUUGCCAUCACUCUUGUUCAGGUCCUAAUUUGUAUACUUUGGUUAACAAUAUCCCCUCCUUUUCCCUACAAAAAUAUGAAAUACUACAAGGAAAAGAUUAUAUUAGAAUGUAAUGUAGGCUCAGCUGUAGGUUUUUGGUCUGUGCUGGGUUAUAUAGGACUCCUGGCUCUUUUGUGUUUUAUUUUGGCUUUUCUAGCACGGAAGCUGCCUGACAAUUUCAAUGAAGCCAAAUUCAUCACAUUUAGCAUGCUUAUAUUCUGUGCGGUUUGGAUAACCUUUAUUCCUGCUUAUGUCAGCUCUCCUGGAAAAUUCACUGUAGCUGUAGAAAUAUUUGCUAUUUUAGCAUCAAGCUUUGGUUUAUUAUUCUGCAUAUUUCUUCCAAAAUGCUAUAUCAUUAUACUAAAACCAGAGAAGAACACUAAAAAGCAAAUGAUGAGGAAAUGA
Messenger RNA from Clarias gariepinus (North African catfish), 2313 nucleotides. Its product is annotated as extracellular calcium-sensing receptor-like. Gene Ontology annotation, cellular component: membrane. Gene Ontology annotation, biological process: G protein-coupled receptor signaling pathway. The transcript has 5 exons. The record is from RefSeq and is a predicted model, not a curated record. NCBI's taxonomy places the organism in Eukaryota, Metazoa, Chordata, Actinopteri, Siluriformes, Clariidae. The coding region runs from base 1 to 2313 and encodes 770 amino acids. Gene Ontology annotation, molecular function: G protein-coupled receptor activity.